Messenger RNA from Oryza brachyantha (malo sina), 1278 nucleotides. Its product is annotated as chitinase CLP-like. The record is from RefSeq and is a predicted model, not a curated record. Gene Ontology annotation, biological process: proteolysis. Bases 1 to 1275 code for a protein of 424 amino acids. Lineage: Eukaryota; Viridiplantae; Streptophyta; Magnoliopsida; Poales; Poaceae. The transcript has a single exon. Gene Ontology annotation, molecular function: aspartic-type endopeptidase activity.
AUGCAUGCCAGAGCAGAGACCCUCCUCCUCUUGGUUGCCAUCUCCCUCCUCUCCGUGUUGCCGUGGCACACGCUAGCAAGCGGCGGCGGCGGCGGCAAGCCCCUCGUCGCGGCCGUCACCAAGGACGGCUCCACCUCGCUCUACACCGUCGCCGUGAAGGAUGGCCGCCCGCUCGCCCUCGACCUCUCUGGCCUGCUCGUCUGGUCGACGUGCGACGCUUCCCACUCGACGGUCAUGCCCUACGAGCGCGAGUGCAUCGAGGCCAACCGGUACACGCCGCCGAGCUGCUGGAUGCAGCACGGCGCCGGCGCCGGCGCCGGGAGCGACUACCGCUACGGCAACAAGUGCACGGCUCGCCCGUACAACAGUCUCACCGGCAAGUGCGCGCCGGGGGACUUGACGCGGACGUCGCUCGCCGCGGACGCCACCAACGGCAGCAACCCGCUGUACCAGGUCUCCUUCCCGGCCGUCGCCGCCUGCGCGCCGGAAUCCCUCCUCGCGUCGCUCCCCGCCGGCGCCGUCGGCGUCGCUGGGCUCGGACGCUCCGAGCUCGCGCUGCACGCGCAGAUCGCGGCGACCCAGAACGUGGCCAAGAAGUUCGCGCUCUGCCUCCCCAGCGUCGCCGUCUUCGGCGGCGGCCCGUUCGUCCUGAUCUUCCCCUACUGGCGGCCGGACAUCACGGCGAGGCUCUCCUAUACCGCCCUCCGCCGGAGCCCGGAGCUCGGCGCCGGCGGGUACUACAUCACGGCCAAGGGCAUCACCGUGAACCACCAGGUCCACCAGCAGCUGGCGCUCCCCAACCACGGACCGCUGGUCGUCCAGCUGAGCUCCACGAUCCCGUACACGGAGCUCCGCCCCGACGUCUACGGCCCGUUCAUCAAGGCGUGGGAUUCGAUCACGGAAUGGCCGAAGAAGGUGACGCCGCCGGUGGCGCCGUUCGAGCUUUGCUACGACAGCCGGACGCUCUCCUCGAACCGGCUCGGCUACGCCGUGCCGGAGAUCGACAUCAACCUCGAGGACGGCGCGACGUGGCACAUCUUCGGCGGCAACUCGCUGGUGCAGGUGGACGACAGCACGGCGUGCUUCGCGUUCGUCGAGAUGAAGCCGGAGAAGGUCGGGUACGGUAACGACGCGCCGGCGGUGGUGAUCGGCGGGUACCAGAUGGAGCACAACCUGGUGGUGUUCGACGAGGAGAAGCAGCAGCUCGGCUUCAGUGGCCUCCUCUUCGGCCUGCAGACCACCUGCAACAACUUCAACUUCACUGUCGCUGCCUAAUAG